Molecule: messenger RNA, 1906 nt
Organism: Hibiscus syriacus
Lineage: Eukaryota; Viridiplantae; Streptophyta; Magnoliopsida; Malvales; Malvaceae
Product: probable folate-biopterin transporter 9, chloroplastic
Cellular component (GO): membrane
Source: RefSeq, a predicted model, not a curated record
UUUCAAUCAUUCAGGUCUUUCCAGCAACAAAAACCCAAGACCCAGUUUUUAUACCGUGUCAUAGGAGCCAGCCCUGGUGAAUUAUCUGUGGGAGAAGGGAAGAGAAAUAAGGGAAGUUUAUGGCAAGAUGGAUCUCAAGAAAUGAUGAGAUUGUGUGGGUUGGGGUAUUGGGUUCAAGGGUUGGUGUUUUCCAUGGUUUGCUUGAACUUCCACAUGACUCGUAAUCUUAACUUGGACCCUUCAACAUUGCAGCUUGUGCAAACUUGGGAACUGCCCAUGGUGGCUAAGCCACUUUGGGAUUCUCUCAGAUGCUUUUUUAUUGGGGGUGCUCAUAGAAUACCUUAUAUUUGCAUUGGAGUCCUUCUGCAGGUCCUGUCUUGGGGUCAAUUGGCUUUGUUUCCAGUUUCAGGUCAAGCCCUUCCCGCUCUCAUGGCAUGUGUUCUUCUCAGUAAUACAGGGGCAGCCAUUACCGAAGUCGCAAAGGAUGCUCUUGUUACAGAGUAUGGCAAAAAAAACCGAAUUAGCGGACUUCAGUCUUAUGCCUUCAUAGCUUUAGCUGCUGGUGGGAUCUUGGGGAACUUACUAGGUGGAUAUUUCUUACUCAAACUACCAUCCAGAAUGAUGUUCCUUGUUUUUUCGGUUCUAUUGUCCCUCCAGCUUGCAGUUUCUGCAUCGGCAAGAGAAGAAUGUCUUGGUUUAGCUCGACCUUUGGGUCAUAUUCCAACAGGACAGUCAGUUUCAGAAAAUAUCAGAAAACAGAUGUCUGAUCUUAUGAUUGCCAUCAGUGAAGACAGCAUUUUCUGGCCUUUAACUUGGAUUGUAGCUUCCAUUGCUUCGGUUCCUAUUCUGUCGGGCUCAAUCUUUUGCUAUCAGACUCAGUGCCUACAUCUUGAUCCCUCAGUUAUUGGAAUGUCACGAGUAAUUGGCCAGUUGAUGCUUCUUUCCUUGACCGUGCUUUAUAACCGUUAUUGGAAAGAAAUUCCCAUGAGGAAGUUGAUCGGUGCUGUGCAAAUUUCGUAUGCAUCUUCCCUUCUUCUUGAUCUUUUUCUGGUAAGACAAAUCAAUCUCUGUAUCGGAAUACCCAAUGAAGUGUUUGCCCUCUGUUUUUCGGGUUUGGCAGAGACUCUUGCACAGUUUAAGAUCCUUCCUUUCACGGUGCUACUUGCAACUCUGUGUCCACGGGGUUGCGAAGGAUCUCUUACUUCUUUCUUGGCAUCAGCAUUGUGCCUAUCAUCAAUUGUUAGUGGAUUUUGCGGAGUCGGGUUGGCUACUUCUCUUGGAAUACAAUCCAGUGAUUACUCAACGUUGCCUAUAGGAAUUUUGAUACAGUUCCUUGCUGCACUGUUGCCUUUAGGAUGGAUUCAUCGAGUACCUAUGUCUCUAUCUGAUGAGAAGAAAAUAAAGAAAGGUCUGAGUAAAAGAAACCGAAAAACUAGAAGGGUUGGAAGAGUUGUGGUCGGUUCAGUUUAUGCUUACCGACGAGAAAGAGAAUCUGAUGCACAGAAGUAGAGAAGCUAUUCAACUUGGAUGUGAGAUCUUCUUAUGAGCAUAUGAGCUGAAAAAGCAAGAACAUGCCGGACAGUUGAAGUCUGUUAUUUCAUUGAGCUAGGGUCAUCAGCAGUACGAAUUCACCCAGCAGUUUUGCAACAUACAACAAGGUCUUGCUUCCGAACAUUGCAUUUCUUUUGUUUUGAGCUCCGGCUCUAAGGAGAUCGGCUUGCAGUACCAACCAGAUCAUGAGGCUGUUGUUGCUGACAGUUCAUAUCGUCUCGGUGGUGUCGAUGUGCGGAUUGAGGUUCACCAUAGAUUUAGUAUGAUGUGCAGAUGAAAAUUUUGUAAGAAAAUUUUUGAUUGGUUUAUGUUGUUUGCUCUGUAACAAUGAUCUUAGUUCGAGGAUAAUGAGAUU